Messenger RNA from Schistosoma mattheei, 897 nucleotides. NCBI's taxonomy places the organism in Eukaryota, Metazoa, Platyhelminthes, Trematoda, Strigeidida, Schistosomatidae. The record is from the annotation of a GenBank genome assembly.
AUGACGACUGUCAUUUCUAGACACACGUCCACCAUUUCUCUAGUUUCGCAGAAUUCGGUACAACUGGAGGCUGGGUUAUUAGUUCAGUGCCUUAAUCGCUACAAGGAAUAUCUUGAGUGCGGUUGUGAGAAGGUUUUGAACUCCAAAUUUUCGAAAAAGGGAAUAGGUUCAAAUGUUUUGAACAAUCCAAAUCCGUCAUUCGGCGAUGAUACCGCUGAUACAGCAUCGUCAAGCAUUUCAGGCGGUACCGGUUUUGAAAAUAUCACAUCUUCAGUUGUUCGAAGACUGGAUGCUGGAGCACGCGAGAGUUUAGGUCAGCACUUAAUUCAGUUGUUGGCCACAAUUGUCUUACCCGAUCCUCCUCAAUCUAUAAGCGAAGUAGAUACUCGUUUAGUGGAUGGUUUGCCAGGCAUUCCGGAUAAGUUAAUGCCAUCCGAUAGUAAUAUGGAAAGUUACCGCAAUUUAGCUGAAAAAGGACGCAAAAAAAUGUUGAAUUUACCAUUUGAUAAAAUAUUUACUGCCCUAAAAGAAUUCAGUGGACGUUUUAACUUUAAUGUAUGCAUUUAUAUCGUUGCUAUAGCUGAACAUGUGAUCGGAAAUUUUUUGCAGGCCGCUAUUUGCUACGAAGAUAAAGCUCUGACUGAAAAUGUUAUUCGUGCAUCAACUGUCGAGAAAUUGUUUAUCUUGUAUCGAGAUCGUGUUAAACCGCGUCGUAAAAUGUUUGAACAUCGUUUAGCAACAGCUAAUCUUUUUCCUCAAGAUUAUGAUAAGUGUGUUGAUGAAUUAUGUAGUUUUCUGCAUACGUGUUUAGAACAAAUGAAUUUAUUGAUACGUGUAUUUCGUGAAACCGAUAUUAUCAGUGAAUCCAUCGUCAUCAACAACAGGAACAUCUUAUGA